Molecule: messenger RNA, 510 nt
Organism: Dictyostelium discoideum AX4
Lineage: Eukaryota; Evosea; Eumycetozoa; Dictyosteliales; Dictyosteliaceae
Exons: 1
Coding region: 1-510 (169 amino acids)
Source: RefSeq, a predicted model, not a curated record
AUGGAUAAGUAUUUAAUGAGCCCAAGUUUUUUAUGUAAUGACCAAAGAGAAUACUCUCAAGACUAUUUUCAAGGUUGUUUUUCAAAUUUCCAUAAUAAUAAUAAUAAUAAUAAUAAUAAUAAUAAUAAUAAUAAUAAUAAUAAUAAUAAUAAAAACAAUAAUAAUAAUAAUAAUAAUAAUAAUAAUAAUACAUAUUACCAAAAAGAGAUAAAAAAUCAAAACAAUUAUUAUAAUAAAAAUUUAAAUGAAUCAUAUCAAAAUCAUCAACAACAAUUUAUUUAUAAUUAUAAUAAUAAUAAUAACAAUAAUAAUGGCAAUUUUGAUGACUAUUCACAAAAUGAAAAAUCAAACAACCAAUUUAUAUUAAUUGAUGAAUCAUUAAUUGAAGCAUGUAAAGAUGCUAUUAAAACAAAAGAUAUUGAAGAAAUUGAAGAGAUUGAUGAAGAAGGAAUUCCAAUAAUUGAUGUACCCGUAACAAAUAGUAUUUUUUAUAGAAACAAUAUAAAAUAA